This is a messenger RNA of Hydractinia symbiolongicarpus, 1905 nucleotides long. RefSeq names its product alpha-1,3-mannosyl-glycoprotein 4-beta-N-acetylglucosaminyltransferase A-like. The record is from RefSeq and is a predicted model, not a curated record. Gene Ontology annotation, cellular component: endoplasmic reticulum; Golgi stack; endoplasmic reticulum-Golgi intermediate compartment. Bases 197 to 1825 code for a protein of 542 amino acids. The transcript has 2 exons. Lineage: Eukaryota; Metazoa; Cnidaria; Hydrozoa; Anthoathecata; Hydractiniidae. Gene Ontology annotation, molecular function: acetylglucosaminyltransferase activity. Gene Ontology annotation, biological process: protein N-linked glycosylation.
AUUUUCAGCUGUUUUAGAAUUAAGAACAAAAUGAUAAAAUGAUUUGCAAUAUAUCAUAUAUUAUAUUAAUUGUAUUAAUGUAUAUUUCAUUUGAAAAAAAACAGGAGCCUAAAACAUUGUAACAAAAGUAGAGAAAACAUAUUUCACAGCAUGGUGUAAACAAGGAUUAAAGUUACGCUUAAACACACUCCAGAAGAUGUUCGCGUGGAAUAACAUCCGAAAAAAUCGGUUUAGUAUUACGGUAUUCUUUGUGCUUUCGUUGCUAACUUUCAUUUUUAUCAAACAAAAACAAUACGAAAAUGAAGAAAUGAUCUCCCGCAUAGAGGGUGCCAAAAGUACUGUUCCACCACUGAUAUUCAAAAGCAUAAGACUCUUAAAAGAAAAAUUAAUGUCAUUAGAAUUUGAAAACAAUGUACGGACGCAGGAGCUGUUGACCUUAAGAAGAAAAUUAAAGGAUAGAUUUGCAGAUAAUAUGACUGAAGGGAGUUCGUUAUCUCUUCCUAGUAUAUACAACGUGUUACCGCAUUUGUUAGGACAUAAAGAUGCGCUAUCACCAACUACGCACUUAUCAAAAGGUAGGAAAAACAUUACCUUGGCGUUUGGGAUACCCACGGUUCGCAGACAGAAAAAAUCGUAUCUCCAUCAAACUUUACAGUCGCUAAUCAGCGGUUUGAAUGAAGAGGAGAGAAAAGACGUACUACUUAUUGUUUUUAUCGGAGAACAGAAUCCAGAAUACAUUCAAGAAAUAGUAUCCGACGUUAAGAGUAAGUUCUCUGCUGCUCUCCAGAGCGGUUUGCUGGAGGUGGUUGCGCCACCCAGAAAUUAUUAUCCAAGCAUGGAUAAUUUACCGAGUACCUUUAACGACCCUAAGGAGAGGGUGAAGUGGCGUGCUAAACAAAAUUUAGACUAUGCUUUUUUGAUGAUGUACGCUCAAAGCCGGUCGAUAUUUUAUAUACAAAUGGAAGAUGACGUCAUAGCAACACCAUCCUAUGCCAGCACGAUUAAAUCGUUCGCCAUGCAGCAAGCAAGCAAUAAUUGGUUCAUGUUGGAAUUCUCAGCUUUAGGCUUUAUUGGUAAAUUAUUUCAUGCGUAUGACUUAAGUAUUUUAGUGGACUUCUUUUUGUUGUUUUACAAAGAAAAGCCGAACGAUUGGCUGCUCGAUCAUGUAUUAUGGGUAAAAGUAUGCAACCCUGAGAAAGAUCUAAAACAUUGCAAUCGCGAGAAAGCGAAACUUCGGAUUAAAUUCAAACCUUCACUCUUUCAACAUGUUGGCAAAGAGUCCUCCCUGAAGGGAAAGAAACAAAAUUUAAUCGAUAAAGAUUUUAAGAAAUUAGCGUUGUUUCAAGCGCACUUAAAUCCAGCAGCAACUAUCAAAACAAACUUCGAAGAAUACCAAACGUUUACCGCCCGUCGUGGUUAUCUAGGUCAUUCGUUUUUCUGGGCGCUAGCGCCACACAAAGGCUCCGUUCUUCGCAUAAUAUUCGAUCGUCCGCAGAAAUUAAAAAGGUUUUUGUUUCGGAGUGGAAAUGUGGAACAUCCUGGUGAUAAAUUAAUAAACGCAUCCAUUGAGAUACUGACACAAAACACGCAAAACCUCAGAGAAAUAUCUGCAACCCACGGGGAGGGUUUUAGUGCGCCAUUUUUAGAUCAGGAUUAUUUAAGGAUAGGUCAUUUCGACCAUACUGGUUUAGGGCAAGGCAUAGUUUCCGAAAACGUGGGAACUGUAACAGAGCUGCGUAUUAGAGUUCUUUAUGACAUUAAAGACAAUUGGGUCAUUCUUAGUGAAUUUUUUAUUGAAACUCGGAAAUCGGGUACAAAAACAUAAUAUUUUAUAGAUUUUUUUGUUUGUUUGAGAUAUUUAUGUCAUAUUUUAUGAAAAAAGAUUUCAUCUUGCUUGCCUCCUCA